Chionomys nivalis (European snow vole) is the source of this 2858-nucleotide messenger RNA. RefSeq names its product relaxin family peptide receptor 3 (gene Rxfp3). Gene Ontology annotation, cellular component: membrane. Lineage: Eukaryota; Metazoa; Chordata; Mammalia; Rodentia; Cricetidae. Gene Ontology annotation, molecular function: G protein-coupled receptor activity. Gene Ontology annotation, biological process: G protein-coupled receptor signaling pathway; immune response. The record is from RefSeq and is a predicted model, not a curated record. The transcript has a single exon. Bases 1 to 1437 code for a protein of 478 amino acids.
AUGACCCAGAGGCACCUGCGCGCGCAGGUGCCUUCUGCAACCACAGCCGCCACCAUGAGUAAGGCGGCUGAGGGUGAUGAGCUCUCAGAAUUCUUCAGCCUCAUCCCAGACUCGCUGGAGGUUGCCAACACGAGCAGUAACGCGUCGCCGCAGCUUCCCGACUUGUGGUGGGAGCUGGGGCUGGAGUUACCGGAUGGUGCGGCGCCCGGACAUCCUCCGGGCAGCGGCGGGGCAGAGAGCGCAGACACUGAGGCCCGGGUACGGAUUCUCAUCAGUGCGGUUUACUGGGUAGUUUGUGCUCUGGGACUGGCCGGCAACCUGCUGGUUCUCUACCUGAUGAAGAGCAAGCAGGGCUGGCGCAAAUCUUCCAUCAACCUCUUUGUCACUAACCUGGCGCUCACUGACUUUCAAUUCGUGCUCACUUUGCCCUUCUGGGCAGUGGAGAACGCUCUAGACUUCAAGUGGCCCUUCGGCAAGGCCAUGUGUAAGAUAGUGUCCAUGGUGACGUCCAUGAACAUGUACGCUAGCGUCUUCUUUCUCACUGCUAUGAGCGUGGCGCGCUACCACUCUGUGGCCUCUGCUCUGAAGAGUCAUCGGACCCGAAGGUUUGGCCGUGGCGACUGCUGCGGCCAGAGCUUAAGGGACAGCUGCUGUUUCUCAGCCAAGGUGUUGUGUGGAUUGAUAUGGGCUUCUGCCAUGUUAGCCUCGCUGCCCAAUGUCAUCUUUUCUACCACCAUCAGGGUGAUGGGUGAGGAGCUGUGCCUCAUGCAUUUCCCGGACAAGCUGCUAGGCUGGGACAGGCAGUUCUGGCUGGGUUUGUACCACCUGCAGAAGGUGUUGCUGGGCUUCCUGCUGCCGCUGAGUAUCAUCAGUCUGUGUUACCUGUUGCUAGUGCGCUUCAUCUCGGACCGCCGCAUAGUGGGGACAACGGAUGGAGCCGAAGUCGCAGCGGCUGGGGGAGGCCUGAGUGCAGCCAGCGCUCGGAGGCGGUCCAAGGUCACCAAGUCAGUCACCAUUGUAGUCCUGUCCUUUUUCCUGUGUUGGCUGCCCAACCAGGCGCUCACCACCUGGAGUAUCCUCAUCAAGUUCAACGCAGUACCCUUCAGCCAGGAGUACUUUCUGUGCCAGGUGUACGCGUUCCCAGUCAGCGUGUGUCUAGCGCACUCCAACAGCUGCCUCAACCCGAUCCUCUACUGCUUAGUGCGCCGCGAGUUCCGAAAGGCGCUCAAGAACCUGCUGUGGCGCCUCGCGUCGCCUUCGCUUACCAGCAUGCGCCCCUUCACCGCCACCACCAAGCCAGAGCCGGAGGACCACGGGCUGCAGGCCCUGGCGCCGCUUAACGCCGCUGCAGAACCUGACCUGCUCUACUAUCCGCCCGGUGUAGUGGUCUACAGUGGGGGACGCUACGACCUGCUGCCUAGCAGUUCGGCCUACUGAGACCUGCCAAGGCUUAAGGGGGCCUUCCACCGACAAGGAGAGGGGAGAGCAGUUUGGGGGCUGGAAGAGCGGGAUUGAAGAAAAAAGUAGGAAAGGAAUGUUGCUGGGAAGAGCAGACUGUGAAAAGGCCAGAGGGCGUUCUCAGCAGAAAUCAGGUUAAGGGAGAAACAUCCUCACCUGGUAGCCUUGGCUCAGGCUCCCCACUCCCCUACUCGGCCUGUUGAACGCUGUGGGACACCUAGGAGCCAUGGGAAGUGGGAACAGCACUGGGAAGCAGAGAAACUGGGUUGCUUAGGAGCUGGGCUUAGCUAAAUUAUGUCCAGACCAGGGAUCAUUUGGCCUAGAGACUUUUAUGAAGAACUUUAUGGGGCCUCAAGCAAAAUCCCACAGGAUAAGUUGCCCAUAAAGCCCGCCUAAAUGCCCUUUGAUCUGCUAGACUGUCCCAAGCAAAGAUCUAACUUGUCAUGACUGUCUGGAAAAAGGAAAAUGAGAAUUAGAAUCUUUUAUCCUUUAUCAUCCUGGACAGGACUAACAUGCAAAAGCUGACCCUGAUCUCUCUGCUGUGCCUCUGAGCACAAAUGUCACCUGUGAAGGAACAUGAGGUACAAGAGAGAGUGCUGUGGUUAGAAGGAAUGAUAGAGAAGCCUUUUAAUGAUGCAGCCCCUAAAGAAAAGGGGGGACUAGAUACAGAGUGGAAAGUGUAGUGUCUCCUCUGAAAGCCUGGGUAUCCAGAAUCUGUUGAGAACAGUAUGGAUACCUGGCGCUUUGGUCUAUUGCUGCAGAUGAGGCAGCACGCACCCUGAAAGCUCUCCUGAGAGUCGGGGUGCUUUAGCAACCCCCUCACUCUUUGGGAAUGGACUGACAGAUGCAAAACUGAAGUAGCAGAUAGAGAGAUGGCUCGGUGCUGUUUGGGUCUUAGAAGAGCAGGAAAUGCUGUCCAGUUGUCUUCUAGAAGUUGGGGUUUGAUCUUUCCAAUGGGGAGGGAGGAUUCAAGUAAAAUCUAUCCUAAAGAGAAAGAGGGACCAUUUCCAACAGCCAAAUGUACAAGUGAAAGCUAUGUAGCUGAAAGAAGGAAAGACUUGGAAUUUGAGUAGAAGACUGGCUAACCAAGUUCCAGGUACUCUUGUGUUUCUUCAUUGUGCAUGCAGGCCAGCCAGAGGGCUGUCUCGAAGGAGUGAGUUCUAGUCACAGGGUAAGAGUCUGCUCUGAGAACUGAGAUAAAGCCCUUCCUCAACCAGGGUCAAUAGAGAGGCUCCUUUUCUAUUUGCCUUGGUCUGGGGUUAAGGGGCUGGUAGAGCAGGCACCUCACACUGGGGUGUGGUCACUUUAUGAUGUCUCACUAGAAAAGCACAGCUGCUUAAAUGGCCUCCUGAACCACAGGACUGCUUGAUAAUUUUGUCAACAUUGUACUCUUAUAUGUG